GGCCCGCGGGCCAAAUGAAAAUGUACGGCGGGCCGGAUUAAAAAAAAACUUAUUUGGCCUGCGGGCCAUAGUGGAGCAGACCUUUUCUGAAUGUUAAUAUAUAAAUAUGAAGUUUGAAUGCGUAUGCAAAUGUCUGAAGUACAACUACAAAUAUUAGCUUGAUAACAGCAUGGAAAUGCGCUAGGUUACGGCAUAGGCAAAUAGACGCUUAUGGGAACGUUUCUAAUUCAUGUCGACGACAAGUAUCUCUCGACAGGGUUGCUUUAGUUGAGAUUAAAUUCACACGGGCGGCAAUUUAUCUGCAAAAUGUGUGCGUUAGCAAAACAAACCCCCCACUUGAGAUGAUGGGGGGGGGGGGUCUGUGAAAGGCGGACAAUCAAAGGCUGCUAUUUUAAUCCGGGCUGCCUCAGAGAUUAGCCCACCACAUUGUUGUAAUUGUUUUAAACGGGAGGGAGUGAAACGCUCGCUUGUAGGGGGAUCCUUGGCAUAAAUCUCUCAAGUUCAAUAGUUUCAAAAACUUGAGACCCCCCCCCCCCUCUUUCCCCGGCCCUCCCUCAUCCCACCUAAUCCUAGCUAAUACCUUUCUUUCUAUUGGCUAAUAGCGGAGAGGAGCUUGGCUAAAUGCUUCUUAAAUAGUCGAGGCUGAGAAUGUUUGCAGGGUAUCAUACUGGGAGUGCAGCUGAGCCGGACUGGGAUGUACUGGAUCUGGGGACACACACUGGACUACGACUUACUGGGAACUAGCAACAAACUUCUCAAAAGCCAAGAUUUACAUCUCAGAUGAAUAUGAACUCCCUGAGCGGCGUGUUCCCACUGCAUGGUGUCAACAACAUCCUGCUGGAGCUCCACCAGCAGAUGGCGCAGCAGUACAGCGUCUACUCGGCAGCCAGUCCCGCGGUGCGCACCCUGUCGGUGGCUGAGAGACUUGCAGAACUUAUAUUGGAGGCCCGCUACGGGAACCAGCAGAAGCAACGCCGCAGCCGCACAGCGUUCACCGUGUCCCAGCUGCAAGCUCUGGAGAAAGCCUUCGAGCAGACCCAGUAUCCUGACAUCAGCAUGAGGGAGAGGCUAGCCGUGUGCAUCAACCUGCCCGAGGCUCGCAUUCAGGUGUGGUUCAAGAACCGAAGAGCAAAGUUCCGCAAAGGUCAAAGAUGCCCCAUCCUUUCCAAAGAGGAGAAGAAGCUGAGGGACGACGGGACGGACGGACAAGACACGGACACGUCGCCCACUGAAAGCGACAUCCCACUCAGGCCAUCUCUGCCCCGCCCUCCCGUGUCAGAUAAAAGACGAGAACUUUGCCCUUGUACAGACGCUCAUCUGGUCUCCAGGUGUCGUCCCGUGCGACGAUCCCCUCCGCUUUUCCCUUUCAUCCCAGGCCAGACUUACAACCACACGCCUCGCCAGCCGUUUUUCGGAAUGCUGUCCACAGAGUUUGUCGCUCCGUCGGAGUUCUGGCAUCUUUACACAGCAGCGUAGCUCCUGGUCUGGGGACUCCUCUUUCGGGCGUUACGAAAAACUGCAACAUUUCUCGAAAAACUGUGUCCACCAGCAGAUGAGGAGUUAACGAGAGUCACUGCCACGCCCAUAAAAAAUGUCUGUUUUUUUUCCCCCUCAAACCCUCCUGCAAGCUUAAUAUUGACAUUCUACUCCGAUUUUGGAUCAACAUUUGCUAUAAGAAUGACUUCCAAGCAGCUUCACAACCCCUGUCUCGCUUGACUGUGUCUAAUAACUGCAUAAAUAUUAAACAGAUAAUAAAAUAAUUGUUUUUUUAAACCAAAAAUCCACGAAUUUUUUAAUGCUGAAUCUCGAAAGUGCGCAUCACUAUUUAGGUAAACAAUACCGAAUAAUUUUGUUACAGGCAAAUUUACGACUUCAUUCUUGUGAUAUGAUUACCUUGUUCUGUUCUCGUAAAAUUACAACUUUAUUCUUCAAGUUAUUUCCUUUCAACUUAAAUAGCCAAAAACUUACCACUUCCACACGGAUAAGGAGGAUAACUAUUAAGAGUUAUUUAACCUUUAACAUGAACAUUAAUCAAACGUAAUCAUUUUUUCUGGGUACAUGAUACCAUACAGCAUCCAUAUCAAACUUGCGCGGGCCGCACUAACAUUAAACUUUUAUAUCAAGGCGGGGGCCGCAAACUAGUGUCCUGCGGGCCACAUUUGGCCCGCGGGCCGCGUGUUUGAGACCCCUGCUUUAAUAAUAAUUUUAUUUUACAGGCAAAUUUACGGCUUCAUUCUUGUGAUAUGAUUACCUUGUUCUCGUAAAAUUACGACUUUAUUCUUGUAAAUGUAUUCAUUUAAAUAAUAAUUAAAAAAACAAUUAAUAAAAACGGGACCACCAGCACAUGGGGAAUUAACGAGAGUCACUGCCUCGCCCAUAAAAAUGGUCUGGUUUUAACACGUGACGAGUUCCCCCUCCACCUCAAACCCUCCUGCAAGCUUAAUAUUGACAUUCUACUCCAAUUUUGGAUCAACAUUUGCUAUAAGAAUGACUUCCAAGCAGCUUCAGAACCCCUGUCUUGCUUGACUGUGUCUAAUAACUGCAUAAAUAUUAAACAAAUAAUAAAAUAAUUUUUUUGUUUUUUUUAACCAAAAAUCCACAAUUUUUUUUAAUGCUAAACUGUGUCGUUCCUUUCUCACAAGGGAUUGAAACUCGGUGACAAUGUGGAGACAUCUGCUGCCUUGCAUUAUACAGCAUGCCUGCCUUUUUCUAAGGAAUCACUUUUGAACAUAUAGGUGUGAUAUACACUAUAUGUACUGUAUCUAUAGUUGCACUGCUACAUAUUGUGA
Doryrhamphus excisus (bluestripe pipefish) is the source of this 2789-nucleotide messenger RNA. It is a transcript of the gene dmbx2, whose product is annotated as diencephalon/mesencephalon homeobox 2. Gene Ontology annotation, biological process: regulation of transcription by RNA polymerase II. Lineage: Eukaryota; Metazoa; Chordata; Actinopteri; Syngnathiformes; Syngnathidae. The record is from RefSeq and is a predicted model, not a curated record. Gene Ontology annotation, molecular function: DNA-binding transcription factor activity, RNA polymerase II-specific; RNA polymerase II transcription regulatory region sequence-specific DNA binding.